Sesamum indicum (sesame) is the source of this 2020-nucleotide messenger RNA. RefSeq names its product putative aspartyl protease At4g16563. Lineage: Eukaryota; Viridiplantae; Streptophyta; Magnoliopsida; Lamiales; Pedaliaceae. Gene Ontology annotation, molecular function: aspartic-type endopeptidase activity. Gene Ontology annotation, biological process: proteolysis. Gene Ontology annotation, cellular component: extracellular region. The record is from RefSeq and is a predicted model, not a curated record.
CCUAAUCGUUCGUGUUUUACGAGAUCAUUUUCGACAGGAAAAUGUAGUCUGGAACAAAGGAAAAGAUAAGUCUCGGCUUCCUGAUUACAAAAGAUUUCUUAUAUUCUUUUCUUGUAUGAAGUAAAAAAAGAAAUUCUUGAAUUGAAUCAUUUGAUGCAGAUGAUGGAAGAUGCAGGAUAAACACUAAGGCUGGGGAUGGAUCCUCCCAACCGCACUGAUCAUUGAAUGCUAGAUCGAUCUGUCCCAAGUUGUUCAAAGGCCCACAGCCUUAAAUAAUUCACACUUUUCUCCCUCAUUGCCUCUCUGCUAGACCUUAAUCACAUGCCCAAAGCGACAGUUGUUGCUGCCUUAGGACCAACAAAGUAUGGCAAAGAUGUAAAUGCCAUAAUCACCACCUCAAAAACUAUAUCUUGUUGCCAUUGUUUUUUGGUUAAAUCAGUUUAUAAUCACCUCACCGUCAAGAACGCUGAAAACAAUGGCUUCCUCCUCAUCUCACCUCUUGUUUCUUGUUCUCCUCUGUUCCAUCUCAUCUUCAUAUCCCACCACCGGUACUAUUCCGGUCUCAGUUUUCAACACAAUCCCACAUUCAGAUCCACUCCAGAGGCUUUCACACCUUGCAUUCACCUCCAUAGCCAGAGCUCGGCAUCUCAAGAAUGCCCAAAACGCCCCUACCUCCACCACCCCUUUAUUCGCCUACAGUGGAGCUUACUCAAUCUCUCUCAGCUUUGGCACCCCACCUCAGUCCAUACCUAUGCUCCUGGAUACUGGCAGCAGCUUUUCUUGGUUUCCUUGUACCAAAAGAUAUGUCUGCAGACACUGUUCUGUUUCUUCCACAGGCAUUUCUUCUUUCAUUCCUAAAGAGUCAUCCUCAGCCAAGAUUCUUGGAUGCGUGAAUCCCAAGUGUGGUUGGGUUCACCAAUCAUUUGAUCCAACCACCAGUUGUCAAGAGUGCCAACUGCAGAAAACGAAUUGUACACAGACAUGUCCUCCUUAUAUCAUUCUCUAUGGUUUAGGAUCGACCGGAGGGAUACCGAUGGUUGAAACUCUCAACAUGUCUCACAAGAAAAUAUCUGAUUUCCUUGUGGGCUGCUCGCUUUUCUCAUCAAGCCAGCCUGCAGGUGUCGCCGGCUUCGGCAGGGGGGUUUCCUCACUGCCGAGCCAAUUGGGAAUCAAGAAAUUCUCCUACUGCCUUGUUUCCCACAAAUUUGACAACACUCCUAAGAGUGGCUUUCUUUCCAUGGAUCCUGAAUCACAUUCUAAUAAAAAGACUGGAAACUUCAGCUACACGCCGAUGCUGAAAAAUCCUGUCAGGGCUGGAAACAGUGCAUUAUCAGAUUACUACUAUGUUGGCCUGAGGAGGAUUACAGUUGGAGGGCAGAAAGUUAAAGUCUCGUACCAACAACUCUCUCCUGAUUCUAAUGGCAAUGGUGGGACUAUAGUUGAUUCAGGCUCAACAUUUACUUACAUGAAUCAGGCGGUUUUUGAUAUGGUGUCUAAUGCAUUUUCUGAGCAAGUGAAAGAGUACAAAAGGGCCGACACCGUGGAGUCUCAGACAGGGUUGAGGCCAUGCUUUGAUGUUACCGGGCACGAUGCUGUGAAAUUGCCAGCACUUACGCUCCAUUUCAAGGGUGGAGCAGAAAUGCCAUUGCCACUAGAAAACUACUUCUUUGCUGUCGAUGACGUCCAGAAGGAAGUUGUGUGUUUGAGUAUGGUGACGGAUAAUACAUUAGUGGGGCCGGAGCUGAUAAGUGGACCAUCAGUGAUUCUGGGCAAUUUCUUGAUGCAGAAUUUUCAUGUCGAAUACGAUCUAACGAAUGAGAGGUUUGGAUUCAGGCAGAAAUCUUGCUCGUGAGAGAAACAAGGGAUGAUCAGCAAUGACAUGAAGGACAACCACAGAAGACAAUUCUAUCUUCGUGGGUGGCGUGGGAGGAAAUGAACUACCAAAAGGGGUUAAUACACACAGCGUGGAUACAAAUUCCUAGUCUUGGUCAUAACAUCGUCUUUACUAUUAACAUAAAAU